GUAGGCUCGCUAAAGCUCAGGCCCGCCUCGCUUGCGCUACUGCUCACAUCAGUCGUAGCAGUCCACGCACGCACUAUAAAGCCAAUGACAACCUAAAACACCAAACAAGAAGGAGAAGAAGAAGAAGACGACGACGAAGACGAAGAAGGAGAAGAAGAGGGAAAAAUGCAUUCUUUCGGGUACAGAGCUAACGCCUUGCUAACGUUCGCCUUGACGAUUCUGGCCCUAAUAUGCGCCAUGGCCUCUUUCUCCGACAACCUUAAUUCUCCCUCUCCCUCCGCCCAUGUUCAGGUUUUGAACAUUAAUUGGUUCCAGAAGUCUUCCCAAGGAAACGACGAGGUCAGCUUGACAUUGAAUGUAUCAGCAAACUUACAGUCUUUGUUUACGUGGAAUACAAAGCAGGUUUUUGUAUUUUUAGCUGCGGAGUAUGAAACUCCUAAAAAUUCCCUGAAUCAGGUGUCCCUUUGGGAUGGUAUUAUACCUGCGAAAGAAUAUGCGCAAUUUGGGAUCCAUACUACAAACAAGUAUCAUUUCGAUGAUCAGGGAAGUAAUCUCAGGGGUAGAGAAUACAACUUGACUUUACAUUGGCAUGUCAUGCCCAAAACUGGCAAGAUGUUUGCUGAUAAAUUAGUGAUGUCUGGUUUUCGUUUCCCAGAGGAAUAUAGAUGAGGAUGUUUUUGUCCCGUAAGGAUUUUUCAAACUUAUUCAUUUGAGUUGUAACUUAAUGUGAGACGAAAGAUUAAGCUCUAUCGGGCAAAGAAAAUUGGGGGAGAAAAGCCCAUGUUCGAGAAUGUUUUUUUAAGUACAAGAAAAUGUAGUGGAACUUAUGCCA
This is a messenger RNA of Rhododendron vialii, 832 nucleotides long. Its product is annotated as signal peptidase complex subunit 3B-like. The record is from RefSeq and is a predicted model, not a curated record. The transcript has 6 exons. Gene Ontology annotation, biological process: protein targeting to ER. Gene Ontology annotation, cellular component: signal peptidase complex; membrane. The coding region runs from base 166 to 669 and encodes 167 amino acids. Lineage: Eukaryota; Viridiplantae; Streptophyta; Magnoliopsida; Ericales; Ericaceae.